CAUGAGUUCCUCAACCUCUUCCCACACUCCAUCUCUAUCUCUCUCUGGCCUGAUCUCUCAUUGAUUUCCUCAUUGUCUUGAAAGAAAAAGAAGGAAAAUCUUACUCCUUUUCUCUCCAAAUUAAGUACCAGCUGAAGUUUCGCAUAAGUCCAAUUCAGAGACAGGGAGAGGGAGAGGGAGAGAGAGAGAGAGAGAGCCAUCUUCAUCUUCUUUAUCUGAUUUUGUUUCCUGGCACUUCUUUACAGUUUUGAACCCAAACCCACCUCAGAGAGAGAGAGACCCCACUUCAUCGCUUUCCAAAAUUCCAGCUAAAAAUCUGACCAAAACCCACCUCAGAGAGAAGGAGAGAGAGAGAGAGAGAGGGAGAGAGUCACAAAUUCCACCACAGAAAAACCAGGGAGAGAGAGAUUCACAGAAGCCCACCUCAUCAGAGACUGCAGAGAGAGGGAGAGGGAUGACGAUAUCCAUGGUUUUCAGAGCUAAUUCCAUCAAUCACACCCCUUCCUUCCCCAAUCCAACAAAAACCCACUUCCUCUCUCCCCAAAACCUCCUACAUUUCUACAAGAAAACCCCACUCAAAAACCACAUUGGAGAGUUCUCAUGCUCAUCACCAGGCCCAGUAGUGGUGGGGUUGGCAGCAGACUCUGGGUGUGGGAAGACCACCUUCAUGAAGAGACUCACAAGUGUCUUUGGAGGAGCACCAAAAGCUGAUCAUAAUCAUCAAAACCCAGACUCCAACACUCUCAUCACCGACACCACAACCGUGAUCUGCUUGGAUGAUUACCAUUUGCUUGACAGAAAGGAGAGGAAAGAGAAGGGUGUGACUGCACUUCACCCAAGAGCCAACAACUUUGAUCUCAUGUUUGAACAGAUCGAAGCUCUCAAACAUGGUUUCCCUAUUGAGAAGCCCAUCUACAACCAUGCCACUGGCCUCUUAGAUCCUCCUGAACUCAUUCAUCCUCCUAAGAUCCUAGUACUUGAGGGAUUGCACCCACUGUACGAUUCUCGAGUGAGAGACCUUUUGGACUUCAGCAUAUACUUGGACAUCAGCAAUGAAGUCAAAUUUUCCUGGAAAAUUCAGAGAGACAUGGCAGAACGUGGGCACAGCCUAGAAAGUGUUAGAGCUAGUAUUAAAGCCCGUAAAUCCGAUUUUGAUGCUUACAUUGAACCCCAAAAGCAAUAUGCAUCGGUAGUCAUGGAAGUCCUUCCCACGCAGCUUAUUCCCGACGACACCGAGAGGAAGGUCUUGAGGGUUCGACUGAUAAUGAAAGAAUCCGGAGUCAAGAACUUCCAACCAAUCUACAUUUUCGACGAGGGCUCGACCAUUUCUUGGGUGCCAUGCGGAAGAAAACUCACCUGCUCGUAUCCUGGCAUCAAGUUCUUCUGUGGCCCCGAAGCUUACUUUGAAAACGAGGUGACGGUGUUGGAGAUGGAUGGGGAAUUCGACAAGCUGGAGGAACUGGUGUAUGUUGAAGGGCAUCUGUGCAACGUCUCGACAAAGUUCUAUGGAGAAGUUACGCAACAGAUGUUGAAGAACUGUGAUUUUGAAGGAAGUAACAAUGGCACUGGUUUCUUCCAGACGUUGAUCGCUUUAAAGAUUCGAGAUCUUUACGAGCAGGUCGCCAUGAGUAAUGGUGUUGGCGAUGGUGUUGGAGUUGGCUCACUGGCAUCGACUAAGUAAUGGAGUCUCUCAGUCUACUGUGUAUUCGAAUAAGAGCAUUCCAUGUUUAUAAUUGCCUGCUUCUGUGACUGUAAUUCUAAGUAAUAAAAUCAAUCGUAGCCUAUGUUUGAUUCUCGG
Messenger RNA from Vitis vinifera (wine grape), 1798 nucleotides. Its product is annotated as phosphoribulokinase, chloroplastic. NCBI's taxonomy places the organism in Eukaryota, Viridiplantae, Streptophyta, Magnoliopsida, Vitales, Vitaceae. The transcript has 5 exons. Gene Ontology annotation, cellular component: chloroplast; cytoplasm. The record is from RefSeq and is a predicted model, not a curated record. Gene Ontology annotation, biological process: carbohydrate metabolic process. Bases 455 to 1681 code for a protein of 408 amino acids. Gene Ontology annotation, molecular function: ATP binding; phosphoribulokinase activity.